Drosophila ananassae is the source of this 2632-nucleotide messenger RNA. It is a transcript of the gene su(f), whose product is annotated as protein suppressor of forked. The record is from RefSeq and is a predicted model, not a curated record. Gene Ontology annotation, molecular function: protein binding; mRNA binding. Gene Ontology annotation, biological process: mRNA 3'-end processing. Gene Ontology annotation, cellular component: nucleus. The transcript is spliced from 9 exons. Bases 243 to 2543 code for a protein of 766 amino acids. NCBI's taxonomy places the organism in Eukaryota, Metazoa, Arthropoda, Insecta, Diptera, Drosophilidae.
UGAGAAACAUUUUGUUUCUAUUUGACAUCGCUUGAAGAUUUCGAUGAAAUCGAAGCCGCAUUGUAGUAUUACAAUAAUUUCCAUAAUAAGGCGCCAAGAAAUAGUGGCUUAAGAUUUCCACGGAACGGGGCAACAACUGCCUUAAUCCCGAGUCCAUCAGGCGACCCAAGAGGAGCAUUCGCAAGUGAGCGCCGGAAACGCCGGCACAUUGCUGACACAGACAACAACAAUAGAAAAUCGCCAUGACGUCGGCAAGAGAUUUGAUAAAAAUUGAUAUAGAAUGGGGCAUGGAGCGGCUGGUGCGAGCCCAACAGGUUGUGGAGCUCCGGCCAUACGACAUCGAGUCGUGGUCGGUGAUGCUCCGCGAGGCCCAGACCCGGCCCAUACACGAGGUGCGCAGUCUGUACGAGUCGCUGGUGAAUGUGUUUCCAACGACGGCCCGCUACUGGAAGCUCUACAUCGAGAUGGAGAUGCGGAGUAGGUACUACGAGCGCGUGGAGAAGCUGUUCCAGCGGUGCCUGGUCAAGAUUCUCAACAUAGACCUGUGGAAGCUGUACCUAACCUACGUCAAGGACACCAAGUCGGGGCUCAGCACGCACAAAGAAAAGAUGGCCCAGGCCUAUGACUUUGCGCUGGAGAAGAUCGGCAUGGACCUGCACUCGUUCAGCAUUUGGCAGGACUAUAUUUACUUUCUUCGCGGCGUGGAGGCCGUCGGAAACUAUGCAGAAAACCAAAAAAUAACCGCUGUUCGGCGAGUCUACCAGAAGGCGGUCGUCACACCCAUUGUGGGCAUUGAGCAGCUGUGGAAGGACUACAUCGCCUUCGAGCAGAACAUAAACCCCAUCAUAUCCGAGAAGAUGAGCCUGGAGAGGUCCAAGGACUACAUGAAUGCCCGGCGCGUGGCCAAGGAGCUGGAGUACCACACCAAGGGUCUGAAUCGCAACCUGCCCGCCGUCCCGCCCACACUCACCAAAGAAGAGAUCAAGCAGGUGGAGCUCUGGAAACGAUUCAUCACCUACGAGAAGUCAAAUCCGCUGCGAACCGAGGAUACGGCACUGGUCACACGACGCGUCAUGUUCGCAACGGAGCAGUGCCUGUUGGUUCUGACCCACCAUCCGGCCGUUUGGCAUCAGGCCUCCCAGUUCCUGGACACCAGUGCACGCGUCCUCACCGAGAAAGGCGUGCGUAGUAGUGUUUCUGCGAUCCAGAGAUCCAGCGAUCCUGUAGUGAAGCAAAUAGAGUGGAUUUUGGCAUUUGCAUUUUGGCAUUCGCCUUCGCAGGAUGUCCAAGCGGCCAAGAUAUUCGCCGACGAGUGCGCCAACAUCCUGGAGCGCUCCAUCAACGGAGUGCUGAACCGGAAUGCGCUUCUCUACUUCGCCUACGCCGACUUCGAGGAGGGCAGACUAAAGUACGAAAAGGUCCACUCGAUGUACAACAAGCUGCUCCAGCUACCGGACAUUGAUCCCACUCUGGUCUAUGUUCAGUACAUGAAGUUCGCCCGCCGCGCCGAAGGCAUCAAGUCGGCUCGCGGUAUUUUCAAAAAGGCCCGCGAGGAUGUCCGUUCCCGGUAUCACAUAUUCGUGGCCGCCGCCCUCAUGGAGUACUACUGCUCCAAGGACAAGGAGAUCGCCUUCCGUAUCUUCGAACUGGGCUUGAAGCGAUUCGGCGGCAGUCCGGAGUACGUGAUGUGCUACAUCGACUACUUGUCGCAUCUCAACGAGGACAACAACACGCGUGUCCUGUUCGAGCGGGUCCUCAGCUCCGGCGGUCUGUCGCCGCACAAGAGCGUGGAGGUUUGGAACCGAUUUCUGGAGUUCGAGUCCAACAUCGGCGAUCUGUCCAGUAUUGUGAAGGUGGAGCGACGCCGGAGUGCAGUCUUCGAAAAUCUCAAAGAGUACGAAGGCAAGGAGACGGCCCAGCUGGUGGAUCGAUACAAGUUCUUGGACCUCUACCCCUGCACCAGCACUGAACUCAAGUCCAUAGGCUAUGCCGAGAAUAUUGGCAUUAUCCUGAACAAGGUGGGCGGCGGUGUCCAGAGCCAGAACAAUGGCGAAGCGGAGGCGGAUAGCGAGGCUACUCCGCCGCUGCCGCGUCCCGAUUUCUCACAAAUGAUUCCAUACAAGCCCCGGCCGUGCGCCCAUCCAGGUGCCCAUCCGCUGGCGGGCGGCGUCUUCCCCCAGCCACCGGCGCUGGCUGCGUUGUGCGCCACCCUGCCGCCGCCGAACUCCUUCCGUGGACCCUUUGUCAGCGUGGAGCUUCUGUUCGACAUCUUCAUGCGGCUUAAUCUGCCAGACUCUGCCCCGCAACCCAAUGGCGACAAUGACCUGUCACCCAAGAUCUUCGACCUGGCCAAGUCGGUGCACUGGAUCGUGGACACGAGUACGUAUACGGGUGUCCAGCACAGUGUUACGGCCAUCCCACCGCGACGGAGACGACUGCUGCCGGGUGGCGAUGACAGCGAUGAUGAGCUGCAGACCGCCGCUCCGCCCACCCACGAUAUCUACCGGCUGCGGCAGUUAAAGCGGUUCGCCAAGUCCAACUAAGACUGCCGCCGGAUAUCCAAUUUUGCUAUUUUUUUUUUAACUUACUGCAUUUACAAGAAAUACAUCAUCGAAAGUGGAGAGAACAAUUA